UGUCCUUUUUCUGAAGGUUCUGGUACUUGACUUCUUGUUUGUUUCUGUUUGCCUGAUUGUCUAAGCUUUGAAAUAAAAGAGGAAGAAGUAGAAUUUACCUUUAUUUUCUUUGGAUCCUAUAUUUCUUGAUUGAUGUUAGGAGAUAGGAUGGAGGAGGAAGAGGAGGUUUCAUCAGGAAGUUCUUCACUGUUAGGAUGGGUUUCCAAGGUUAAGACCAUGGCUUGGGAAGCAUACAAAAGCAAGCCAAUUUCACGUUGGAUUCUUCUAUUUCUAAGCACUUUGGGGAUGCUUGUGGCAUUUCCUGCUUCAAGCCUUCUAUCUCGUGUCUACUUUGCUAAUGGGGGAACCAGCAAAUGGAUCAUUUCAUGGGUAGCAGUUGCCGGAUGGCCAAUACCUGCUAUGAUCUUAUUUCCUACGUACCUGUUUUUUAAAACUUCCCCUACUCCUCUCAAUUUAUAUCUGUUCCUUUCUUAUGUUUUUCUGGGGCUCUUAAGUGCUGCUGAUAAUCUCAUGUAUGCAUAUGCCUAUGCCUAUCUCCCGGCAUCAACUGCAGCUCUUUUGGCAUCAUCAUCCCUAGUCUUUUCUGCACUGUUUGGUUUCUUGAUUGUGAAGAACAGACUGAAUGGUUCAAUAAUAAAUGCUAUUGUGAUAAUAACUGCUGCUGUGACCUUGAUUGCAUUAGAUUCAGAUUCUGAUAGGUAUCCCAGUAUCACUAACAGCCAAUAUAUUUGGGGUUUUGUAUGGGAUAUCUUGGGAUCAGCACUCCAUGGCCUUAUCUUUGCUCUUUCAGAGUUGAUUUUUGUGAAGUUCUUGGGCAGAAGGUCCUUACAUGUUGUUUUGGAGCAACAAGUCAUGGUUUCAUUCUUUGCCUUUGUGUUUACUACAAUUGGGGUAGUAGUUAACCACGAUUUCCAAGGAAUGGUAUCCGAGGCUAAAACUUUCGAGGGUGGGGAAACUGCAUACAAUCUGGUUCUUAUUUGGGGUGUAAUUACUUUUCAGUUUGGUGUGUUAGGAGCCACUGCUGUGCUUUUCCUGGCGUCCACUGUGAUGGCUGGUGUUCUGAAUGCAGUUAGGGUACCACUCACAAGCAUUGCUGCUGUCAUACUGUUACAUGACCCGAUGAGCGGCUUCAAGAUCCUCUCUCUGGUCAUAACCUUUUGGGGAUUUGCUUCCUACAUCUAUGGCACUUCCCCUGGGAGCAAGUUAUCCCGAUCAUAAAUUUCUGUUGAGAAUUAUGUUCCUUCAGUUUUGCAAGAAUUUUACUUGGUUUUGUUGUAUUGAAUUAUGUUGGGAGUCCGUUGUGACAAGGAAAUGCGUACUCAUUAUCUGACAUUGGGAUUGUAAAGACAAUUUUUGUGCUACUAGCCUACUACUUCUGCAUACCGGGUUUUUUUAUUGGAUCUCUAUUUUUGGGCUUUGCGAGAUCAAAACAUCAUAAUUCGACUAAAUCAUAGAUUUAUGCAGCUAAUAUUCCAGGAAAGGUCCUGGGCUGAAGGUACACGAAACAGAAUUGAUAUGAUAAAACCAACUUUCCUCUAAUAUACGGCGUGCGUAUCACUAGAGAGAGGGUCUACGAAUACCUACAGAAAUUCCAGCGAUAAACACAAAUUGGUUCAAGAACUAUCCCA
This is a messenger RNA of Durio zibethinus, 1628 nucleotides long. Its product is annotated as putative purine permease 5. Lineage: Eukaryota; Viridiplantae; Streptophyta; Magnoliopsida; Malvales; Malvaceae. Gene Ontology annotation, cellular component: membrane. Gene Ontology annotation, molecular function: purine nucleoside transmembrane transporter activity. The record is from RefSeq and is a predicted model, not a curated record.